Hippocampus comes (tiger tail seahorse) is the source of this 3664-nucleotide messenger RNA. It is a transcript of the gene apbb2b, whose product is annotated as amyloid beta (A4) precursor protein-binding, family B, member 2b. NCBI's taxonomy places the organism in Eukaryota, Metazoa, Chordata, Actinopteri, Syngnathiformes, Syngnathidae. The record is from RefSeq and is a predicted model, not a curated record. The coding region runs from base 181 to 2889 and encodes 902 amino acids. Gene Ontology annotation, molecular function: amyloid-beta binding; transcription factor binding. Gene Ontology annotation, cellular component: nucleus; cytoplasm. Gene Ontology annotation, biological process: regulation of DNA-templated transcription. The transcript has 18 exons.
GUUCCCUCUAACGGGAAAGAGCGAAGGAAAAGAGCAAUAGGCGGAGAGGAACCGGAGGGGAGGAGAGCCCAGAGCUGGAGCGGGAGAGCAGCGAGACGGACGUAAACGUUGAGAGGACGCCACUGCCUCGCUUAGGUCGUCGUGAUUGGAUGAAGAGAGAAACGCUGACUACCGGCAUGGAUGUGCUCCAUCUGUAUUUUGCAUAAUGCUCAGCCACUGUGGAUCCAUCUGACUGCCACGAUGAUGUCAGUAGACGUGACCAAUCGCAAUGGCCCCUCUGCCAAACCUCCAACGUCUCUCAGCCUGCGCUCCUCCCACAACCAGCUCCUCAGCAGUGAUGUCAUCACACAAGGCUCAUCCACACCGCCCAAGUGUCGCAAAAAAUAUGCGCUCACAAAUAUCCAGACUGCCAUGGGCCUCGGGGAGGCGGUGCCACCUUCGUCAUCACCCUCGUCAUCACCUUCACAACUGGUGACCCCCAACAAUCCCAAGGUGGCCAAGAACGGAGUCAACCAGCUCCGUAAAGCUGGACAGGAUCACAAUAAAAAUACGACAGACCUCAUGGUAACUGACCUUGAUGGCAAUUCAGAAAUCCUGACGGAGGAUCUGAGUGUUAAGACGCCCGAGGAGCCUGAAGGUAAUGUGGAGGAUGUUGCCGAGCUGCACCCAAACGGUAACUCUGACCCCGAGUCGGAACAAAGGUCAGAAUCAGAGAGCUGCUGCAAGGUCAACACGGCCGUCGAUCUCAAACUCAACGGCAACUCGGCAGAGAUUGUUUAUGACUUCAACAUUCACGCGGAGCAAAGCGACAACAUCAACAUCCUUUUGGAGAAGGAACUAAAGUCACUGAUGAAGGCUGAGGAUGAUGAGGUGGCGGAGGAGCAUCAAGAUGACGAGAAGAAAGCGCUAUUGUUGACCAAGAGCGAGUUUCCCUUGAAUACCUCGCCCGCUCUGGAGAUCAUCUCAGACCUCCACUCUAAGGACUCCCCUGUGCCCCCUCCACCUUUCCCACCCAGACAGGCAAGUCCAGAGGACACACCCCUACUCUCGGUGGCUUCCUGCUCCUCCUCUUCCUCGUCCUCUCCAGAGACUAAGAAAGACAGAAGGACCGGUGCAAAGACGGACUGCGCUCUGAACCGUAUCCAGAAUUUGAACCCCAGCGAUGAAGAGUUGAGUUGGACCACUUUGUCCCAGGAGAGCAACUCCCCUGAGGUGACAGCAGAUAUCUGGAAUGAGCAGUCAUUCCAAACGGACCCAGAUCUGCCGCCUGGAUGGAAAAAGAUCACAGACAUGGCGGGUAUCUACUACUGGCACAUUCCCACGGGCGCUACCCAAUGGGAGAGACCCGCCACCCACCUUACACCCCAUGGACAGACAGAGCCCGACGCACCUGAUGACCACAAAUGCUCGACACCACGUAAACAAUCCCUUGGUUCACUCAGCCCCUCCCCCACUCCUGACCAAGAGUUAUGUCAGGCCGAGGUCUUCUUCAGGGGUUCCACCCGCUCUGGGAGCACCACCUCAGACAGCUCAGUGGAGCCUCUCCACGAACACAUUCUGCCAACAUGCGGAUUUGUCAACAGCUGCUAUUUUCCCCGAUCUACAUCGCUACAGGGGAUGUCAGAUCAAGAGUGCACCCCCCUGCAUCAAGAAGACAAGAAACACAUGUGGGGUGAUUUUGGCGGAAAGAUUGAUAGUGAGGUGUGGAAGGACUUGCAGGCGGCCACGGUGAACCCUGACCCCAGCUUAAAGGAGUUUGAGGGUGCAACGCUUCGCUAUGCAUCACUAAAGUUAAGGAACCGUCCAGCAGUGGAAGAAGACGACUCGAGCAGCGGCAACAGUGAUCCACAAUCAAAGUGUUUUGCAGUCCGCUCUCUAGGAUGGGUGGAAAUGGCCGAGGAGGACUUGGCACCUGGCAAGAGCAGCGUGGCCGUGAACAACUGCAUACGGCAGCUGUCCUACUCCAAAAACGACAUCCGAGACACAGUCGGGAUCUGGGGCGAGGGGAAGGACAUGUACCUGUUGCUGCAGAAUAAUAUGUUGAACCUGGUUGACCCGAUGGAUCGCAGUGUCCUUCACUCUCAGCCAAUCGCCAGCAUCCGCGUCUGGGGCGUUGGUCGUGACAAUGGCAGAGAGAGGGAUUUUGCAUACGUGGCACGGGAUAAAAAUACAAGGAUCCUAAAAUGCCAUGUGUUCCGCUGUGACACGCCGGCCAAAGCCAUUGCCACCAGCCUCCAUGAGAUCUGCUCCCGGAUUAUGACUGAGAGAAAGAAUGCCAAAGCGAUGGCAGGAGGCUCUCUCCAGGACAGGAUUCAGGCAGGACGAGACCUGCCCUUACAGGAAUUCCCCACACCAAAGACUGAGUUGGUUCAAAAGUUUCAGGUGCUCUACCUCGGAAUGAUGCCCGUUGCCAGACCAAUAGGCAUGGACAUAUUGAAUGGCGCAAUAGGUAGUCUCGUCAGUGCUUCCAGCAAAGAGGACUGGACUCCAGUGGCCCUCAAUGUGGCCGAUGCCACAGUCACCAUCAGCAAAGAGGAGGAUGAAGAGGAAGUGCUGGUGGAGUGCCGCGUACGAUUCCUGUCGUUCAUGGGCGUGGGACACGAUGUGCGUACGUUUGCCUUCAUCAUGGACGCUGGCGGCCAUCGCUACGACUGUCACGUGUUCUGGUGCGAGCCCAACGCCGGGAGUGUGUCCGAGGCUGUUCAGGCUGCUUGUAUGCUGCGGUACCAGAAGUGCUUGGUGGCGCGGCCACUUUCCCAGAAGGCCUGCGGCUCCCCACCGCCGGGCGACUCCGUGUCACGCCGGGUCUCCACCAGCGUCAAGCGGGGCGUCCUCUCCCUCAUCGACACCCUCAAACAGAAGCGGCCCGUCACAGAAUCACCGCAGUGACCGGAGAAAGCAUCCAAGCACUACCGACUUCCCCGGCCGUACCCUGCUCCCAGUCGCCAUGGUAACUACCCGCAUCGCUGCAGAAAGUACCAUAGACUCCUGUAACCAUGGUAACAGCCAAGACCCUCCAGAUUUUGUUCAUGAGCAUCAUUGUGAGCGUGUUUUCAACGUGAGACGGCUAAUUGUGAACAGUGUACAUAGAAGCGUCUCGUAUUCCCCAUAGGGCGGGGCAACAAAGACAGCGCGCCGUCGAUUAGUCGUCGUCAUUGCACGUGCAGCAUGACCUUGCACACUCGGCCAAGCCUGUUUAUUACGCCCACCUUGUCAGUGUUUAAAUGCGCCUCUACCGUAGACAUCAAUUUGACAUAGACGCCAUCUUGAACGCUGACUCGUGCGUCGCCGCCCAAUUGGAUCCUGCCACUCGGCAAGAUCGGUGAAAAUGCAGUCUUACGGUCAAAGCCCGGAGUCAUCGCUUUCAAAAUGAGCAAUUGUUGUGUUGGGAAUCUCUCACUUAUUCCCUACUCACUUAACACUUUUUAGGGAUUUUCUGUUGUGAACGGUUUGGUUCAUUCCUGAGGUACAUGGAAAUAUACUUUUCAAACACUGCUCGACUUCUUUGUUGUGAAAAGUAUGACAACUAUUUACCGUUUUAGUGCUCGGGCCAAAGCAAUUGCUUUGGCACCAUCUGGUGGCAUUGUGACGCCAAGGCACUAUAUCAUUGUGAGUUGAGGAGUUCAUCUAUUUGGUUGAAGUUGCCGCGCAGCCCUCUUGCAGC